This is a messenger RNA of Pyricularia oryzae 70-15, 417 nucleotides long. RefSeq lists its product as uncharacterized. The transcript is spliced from 5 exons. The record is from RefSeq and is a predicted model, not a curated record. Bases 1 to 345 code for a protein of 114 amino acids. Lineage: Eukaryota; Fungi; Ascomycota; Sordariomycetes; Magnaporthales; Pyriculariaceae.
AUGGAUCCUCUCCAGGGCCACCUCCUGAGAUCCAUCCUGAUUAUCGUCGGCUGCAUCCUCCAGAAAGAAGAAAAUACAUACAAACUAGGAAAGUCGUGGCGCCUGUCAUGUUCGGAGCAAAGACCACCGUCCUACCGCAGGGCAGAUGAUGUUAUGCAUCUCACCCUCAACUCUCUUGAGAUGCCUGCCCUCCGAAGAUGCAAGGCGCUUGGUGCCUCCUCUUUGUUCUGCGCUUCGGGUAAUCCGCAGAUCAGGAUCUGUGCAUGGGCUGCCUCCAAGCUUUCCCCGGCGGCUCACCACCAAGGUGUUUCUACACGAUGGCGUUGCACUGGUACCUGCAUCUGAUUUUCUAGACUAGAACUAAGAUACGCGCGCGCGCGUACGCGCAAAAUAAAGGUCCGGAUGGAAAAAACCCCG